AUGCAGAUGUCCAGCAGGAAGCUGGAAGAUCGACACGGUGCAAACACCCAGUGUCCCCGUCUCCUCACUGACGGUGCAAACACCCCGUGUCCCCGUCUCCUCGCUGACGGUGCAAACACCCCGUGUCCCCGUCUCCUCACUGGCGGUGCAAACACCCAGUGUCCCCGUCUUCUUGCUGACGGUGCAAACACCCAGUGUCCCCGUCUCAUCGCUGACGGUGCAAACACCCAGUUUCCCCGUCUUCUUGCUGACGGUACAAACACCCAGUGUCCCCGUCUCCUCACUGACGGUGCAAACUGUCCCCGUCUUCUCGCUGACGGUGCAAACACCCAGUGUCCCCGUCAUCUCGCUGACUGUGCAAACACCCCGUGUCCCCGUCCCCUCGCUGAUGGUGCAAACACCCAGUGUCCCCGUCUUCUCGCUGACGGUACAAACACCCUGUGCCCCCGUCUCCUCACAGACGGUGCAAACGUCAGUGAGGCCACAGACCUGCCAUAA
Hyalella azteca is the source of this 498-nucleotide messenger RNA. RefSeq names its product circumsporozoite protein-like. Lineage: Eukaryota; Metazoa; Arthropoda; Malacostraca; Amphipoda; Hyalellidae. Bases 1 to 498 code for a protein of 165 amino acids. The transcript is spliced from 3 exons. The record is from RefSeq and is a predicted model, not a curated record.